This is a messenger RNA of Zychaea mexicana, 1440 nucleotides long. RefSeq names its product autophagy-related protein 22-like protein. Lineage: Eukaryota; Fungi; Mucoromycota; Mucoromycetes; Mucorales; Lichtheimiaceae. Gene Ontology annotation, molecular function: transmembrane transporter activity. The record is from RefSeq and is a predicted model, not a curated record. The transcript is spliced from 4 exons. The coding region runs from base 1 to 1440 and encodes 479 amino acids.
AUGCCGACGAUCCUCCAAUACCUUGCUUAUCGCGGCGGCUUUAAUCCGGAAACAGGAGGCCCCUGUGACGUAAAGAACGCAAUGGCACCAUGCAACGUCCCUUGGGCCAAUGCAUCCGGCUCUGUCCCUGUCGCAUCCAUGACGCUCUACGUGCAGUCAAUCUCGUUCUCGAUCCAGUUCUUACUGUUUACCACGUUCGGCAGUCUGGCGGACUAUGGCCGAUGGAACCGAUAUAUUUUAUUGACAGCAACCGUCAUUGCUUGUGCAACACAGAUUGCUCCUGUGGCGCUCAUUAAUGAUGACGGGAGCCAUUGGAACGCCAUGAUGGCGAUUUAUGUGGUGGGCUUGAUAUCAUAUGGUACCACGCUCGUGUUUUAUGGCGCUGCAUUCCCUAUAUUGAGUGAUAAUCUGCCAGUUGUACGUCAAGCACGCACAAGCGCGCAAAUGUCGUUCCAAGAAACGCAGGCCGUGGUGGAGCGCUGGCGCAACCACGUCUCUGCCAUUUCUACUACCUGGUCUAAUAUUGGAUUUCUGAUCCUUACAGUGGCACUGUCGGGUGCAGCGUUUACUCCUUGGUAUCCGGAAAACAUACUAGGCGACGCACCAAUAUAUAAUUUCAUCGGUACAGCUGUGUGUGGUGCAUUUUGGGUUCUCAACGCGAUCCCUUACUUUAUGUUUCAGCCAUCCGGCAGACGAGGUCCCCCCUUACCGCCAGGAGAAAACCAUUGGACCAUUGGAUGGAAGUCCAUCAUCCAAGCGGUCAAGGAAGCAAGAAAACUACGAUACCUUUUCAUGUAUAUCUUUUCAUACUUUAUGUUCUCAGACGCAGUAUCGACUAUCAAUCAAAUGACUUCGAUCAUUACUGCCGAGGUGACCAACUUUUCUGCGCUGCAGGUUACGCUAUUGGGCCUUGUUACGUCCACCACAUCCAUCGUCGGCUGUGUAUUGUUUCUGUGCCUUUCUAAAACCUUCAACAUCAAGACUAAAACGAAUCUUUUGAUUAUUGUUGUUUUGACCUCGGUUGUCCCACUGUGGGGCUGCUUUGGUAUCGGCAUGGAUAACUUUGGCUUAAAGACAACGUGGGAGCUUUGGGCCCUAGCUGCUUGGUCCGGCUUGUUCACUGCACCCAUUUGGGCAUGGCAACAAACCAUGCUAGCGGAACUAGUUCCAAAGGGAAAGGAAAAUCUGUUUUUCGGUUUGUUUGGCGUUGUAAACAAAGCUUCUUCCUGGAUCGGACCUGUGGUUGUUGGUGCUAUCUCAGAGUCUUCUUCAAGCGUUUGGAUGGGCUGGCCUUUUGUACUCGGCUUAUUUGCAUUGGCCACAAUUAUUGUUCUUUUUAUCGAUGUAGAUGCAGCCAAGAAGGAGUUAGCCGAGUAUGAAAGAAACACUACAAUAAGUGGUGCUGAAAAUAUAAACGAAAAGAUUGGCCAGUACUCCUAA